AUGUACCAUGUCGGCCUGAUAAACGGCAAGUUCAAGUACCUGACGGCCGAGACGUUUGGCUUCAAGAUAAACGCCAACGGGGCAACUCUGAAGAAGAAGCAACACUGGACCCUCGAGGGCAACGAGCACCAGGUGUACCUGCGCUCGCACCUCGACCGUUACCUCGCCGUCGAUCAAUUUGGCAACGUGACCUGCGAGGCCGAGGACCCCACCGAUCCCGGCUGCGCUUUCCAGAUUCAAAUCGCCUGCGACGGAAGCGGAAGAUGGGCGCUGAAGAACGUGCAGAGGGGCUAUUUUCUAGGCUCGAGCCAGGACGAGCUCAAGUGCACGGCCAAGGCGCCCGGCGAGUCCGAGUACUGGCUCGUCCAUCUCGCCGCCCGACCCCAGGUCGUUGUAGUUGUCGGCGUACUCCGAAAGAAGCAAAAGGUCCACAUCGGCUGCGGCGUAGCUCGCGGAGGACAACGAGAAGAAGAAGAAGAAGAACGCGAGAAAGCCCGGGGCAUUGUUGGGCCCAACAGCGCACAAUUACCUGGAUAA
This is a messenger RNA of Copidosoma floridanum, 537 nucleotides long. It is a transcript of the gene singed, whose product is annotated as fascin domain-containing protein singed. NCBI's taxonomy places the organism in Eukaryota, Metazoa, Arthropoda, Insecta, Hymenoptera, Encyrtidae. Gene Ontology annotation, cellular component: actin cytoskeleton; cytoplasm. Gene Ontology annotation, molecular function: protein-macromolecule adaptor activity; actin filament binding. Gene Ontology annotation, biological process: actin filament bundle assembly; cell migration; establishment or maintenance of cell polarity. The record is from RefSeq and is a predicted model, not a curated record.